Molecule: messenger RNA, 2130 nt
Organism: Adineta ricciae
Lineage: Eukaryota; Metazoa; Rotifera; Eurotatoria; Adinetida; Adinetidae
Source: the annotation of a GenBank genome assembly
AUGUUAGCAAUAAGCGAUGUCCUCACUAUUUCAGUAUUUCGAAGCGAUUAUCCAAAUAAUGACACAAAAUUCGAGAUUAAUCUUACAAAGAUCACGAAUUUUAACUACACCAGCGUCCUUAGCACUUUCUUAAUUUGGACAUUACGUUUACUAAUAUUAAUUGGAUUAUAUGCAAUGAUGUGCACAAUUGCUUUAAUCGAAUUCCAUAGUGAUUAUCGACCAACUAAUCAAACAUUUACCAUGGUUGAUAUUGGUUUCAGAAUCACUCAAAACCUACAUGAUUAUUUAAGUGAUCACUCGACUCUUCAUCAUUGGUUAGCCUUUCUCAACACCAUUGGCGUCGAUAUCUUGUUGGUAUAUACAGUGAUAGCAGUGGGUUAUUGGCAACGUCGACCGGGUAUCGUGAUCGUCGAAACCACAAUGUUCCUUGCUCGACUGGCUUGUGGAUGGCUAACACAAUUACCUUAUGCCAGUGACUACCUCCCAAGUGAACAUGAUUUUCCAGAUUGCUUAACCAACAGAUUCCGAGAUGCAACAUCACUUAGUGAUCAGCGACAACACGCUAGUUUCUUCUACUUUUUCAGCGGACACGUGGCUCUAAUAUAUACUCAAAUAUUUACUAUGAUUUCACUCGUUCUACUUGCCGUAGUCCUCGGACUCUUCAUCUAUUUACUAUAUCAACCAAUUUGUCGCGUCAUUUAUCAGAAGAGUGUCUAUUCAUCCACGAUACUCUGUCCACGAAGUCAUCCAAUCUUCGGGGUUUUCUUUCAUCUUAACGGACGAAUUUCUAAAGCUGAACAAUUUCGACGUUUACUUUCCUACUGGUACGAACAUCCGAAUGAACCUGUUAUAUGCCUUUGGUUUUUCAUUUGGCCCUUCCUCCUUAUCAAUCGUUCAGAUUACUUAGAGCCGUUCCUUGGACCAAAUACCAAACAUAUCACAAAAUCAGUUCAAUAUUCAUUGUUUAAUGACUGGUUGAAAACUGGUCUGUUGACAAGUACGGGUGCGAAAUGGAAAGCACGUCGACGUCUCAUCACUCCAUCCUUUCAAAAUACUCACGUCCUUACCAAUUGCUUCACUAUAUUCAAUGAACAAAUCGUUACUUGCAUGAAUCGUUUGCAACGUGUAGCUGAAACUGGUGAACCAGUGAAUCUUUUCGAAUACGUCUCAGCAUGGACACUCGAUGUCAUUUGCGAAAUGGCUAUGGGUAAAAAUGUCAACGUUCAAACGAAAGAGUCAGAUUAUGUCAAAGCAGUCAUGAAAAUUACAGAUAUCAUUGCCCUUCGUAUUCGUUCACCUUCACUCUGGUUUGAUCCCUUCUUUGCAUUGACUGCUAUUGGUAAAGAACACGCACAACAAUUGAAAGUUGUUCGACAAUUUACUCAAAAAGUGAUCGAAGACCGUUUUGAAGAAUUUGAAAAAGCUGAGUUCGAACCAACACGUAUGGCCUUUCUUGAUACUCUACUUUCAAAAAUGAAAGAUGGAACAUUGUCAUUGGAAGAUGUACAAGAAGAAGUUGAUACAUUCAUGUUCGGAGGCCACGAAACAACUGGUACGGCAUUGAAUUUUGCUUGCUGGAUGAUUGCUCUACAUCCAGAUGUUCAAAGGAAGUUAUACGAAGAAAUGAAAUUGAUUUUUGGCAAUGACAUAACACGACCAUGCACAUUAGAAGAUACGAAACAAAUGGAAUAUCUCGAACAAGUCAUCAAAGAAUCACUUCGACUUCUUCCUUCCAUACCCGUCAUUGGACGAGAAAUUCAAGAAGAUUUUGAAUAUGAUGGCAAGAAGUUUUUGAAAGGCACUACAGUAAUGAUGUUUCUCUAUACGAUUCAUCGCGAUCCACGAUAUUUCCCCGAACCCGAAAAAUUCGAUCCCAGUAGAUUUUCGCCAGAAAAUAUCCGACAAAUACCACCCUAUGCUUAUAUUCCAUUUUCGGCGGGAGCGCGUAAUUGUAUCGGACAACGAUUUGCUUUGCUGGAAGAAAAGGUGUUUCUUUCUACAUUGCUCCGCAGAUAUCACGUAUCGACGGAUCAAACUUAUCGUGAUUUUGAACCAACCGAAGAGAUCAUUCUUCGAUCAAGCAAUGUGCUCAACAUCAAACUUUCCCCGCGAAAUCAUUUCAAUCAUUGA